AUGUCAGAAACCCCCGUCCCAAUCCACGAGCCGCCAUCUCUACCCUCAUCUCCCCUCCCAAAGCGAACCAAGGUCAUUGAUCCCACACCUCUCUCCCACACCUCCACCCUACCAAGAGGAACAGACUCGGGCGCUGCAACACCGACACCCUUGGCAGCUACACACCUCCCAAGCCACGACAACAUGGCAGCACUACAGCCUCCAGCGUCCAUUGCCGCAUCAUCGUCAGCAGCAGCAGAACAACAAUUGCAAGUCCAAUUGCUGAGCCCAAACGCCAAGGCGCCGACAAAGGGAAGUGCUUUUGCUGCUGGACAUGAUCUGUAUAGUGCAGAGGACACUAUGAUCCCUGCACGGGGAAGGGCUUUGGUAAAGACGGAUAUCAAGAUCUCGGUGCCAGACGGGACGUACGGAAGAGUAGCACCUCGCUCCGGCCUGGCUUUCAAACACGGCAUCGAUACAAUGGCCGGCGUAAUUGACGCAGACUACCGCGGCCCCGUUGGUGUCAUCCUCGCCAAUCUGUCGGAAACAGACUUCCUCGUCAAGAUCGGUGACCGAAUCGCCCAGCUUAUAGUGGAACGGGUUGUCAUGCCCAAUGUCGUCGUGGUCGAGGAACUAGAAGACACAGUGAGGGGUGCUGGUGGUUUCGGCAGCACAGGGGGCUUCGGUGCGGCUGCGAAAGUAGCAGCGGCAGAUAGUACCAAGGCUUAG
This is a messenger RNA of Alternaria atra, 708 nucleotides long. RefSeq lists its product as uncharacterized. The coding region runs from base 1 to 708 and encodes 235 amino acids. The transcript has 2 exons. The record is from RefSeq and is a predicted model, not a curated record. Gene Ontology annotation, molecular function: dUTP diphosphatase activity; magnesium ion binding. Gene Ontology annotation, biological process: dUTP catabolic process; dUMP biosynthetic process. Lineage: Eukaryota; Fungi; Ascomycota; Dothideomycetes; Pleosporales; Pleosporaceae.